Messenger RNA from Ichthyophthirius multifiliis, 519 nucleotides. RefSeq lists its product as hypothetical. The record is from RefSeq and is a predicted model, not a curated record. The transcript is spliced from 3 exons. The annotation marks the transcript as partial. Lineage: Eukaryota; Ciliophora; Oligohymenophorea; Hymenostomatida.
CAAUAAUAAAAAUAUUAUGAAUUAGUCUAAAAAUUAGAUUAAAAUGAAUAAAGAUUUAAUAAAUAAGCAACAUAAAUAAUUUUAUAAAUAAUUAAUUAGGACAUGGAAUAAAACUUCUUAAUAUUCUUAUAUACAAUUACUUACUUAGAUCCAAAGACAAAUUUGAAUUUAUAUGAAAGAUUAAUAAGGUCAGUAGGAAACGGUCAAUAAGCAAUUUUCAAAUUAGAUAGACUUUAUAAAGUAAUUGAAAAUUUUAGAAAUGCUAUGCUUGAAUAAGGAUAAACAAUAAAAACAAUAAAGCUUUACGAAGUUUUAAUUAAUAGUCUUUCCAAAUAAAAUUUGAAAAUAACUAGAUUUCAUACGUACUUUUUAGAAGCCUGCUUAAUUUCUAAAAUGUAUAAAAGUGCAUUAAGAAUUAUUGAUGUACCAAUAGUUUAAUUAGAUUCUAAAUCAUGUGUUAAUGAAGAAGAUGUAUUGAAUUUUUUUUACUUUUCAGGAUGUAUAUACCUCGGUUUAAAG